AUGGCCAAGAAGAAAACGACAAAGUUGAAAUCACUUUCCCAAGGAAGACCACCGACUAUCAAGCUUCAAAAACAAUCAAUAUCCAGAAAAGCAACCAGGACUCUCAUCCGUGCACACCACACCCUGGAAAAGCAGAAAGCAAAAGCCCUUGCUGAUGGAGAUGAUAUCAAAGCUGCAAUCAUCACGAAGCAAAUCGAGCAACAAGGCGGUAUUGAAAGCUACCAACGAGCAAGUCUCACGGGCCAGACUAAUGAGCGAGGCGGAGACUCCUCCAAGACUCUCAUGGAAUGGCUUGAGCCUGCUGUGCCAGCGUUGAAAGGGCUGGCGACCAAGGGAGAGACUGCUAGGUUGCUGGAAGUUGGAGCUUUGAGUAUCAGUAAUGCUUGCUCGAAGUCACGUUUAUUUGAUGUGGAAAGGAUAGACUUGAACAGCCAGGCAGAGGGUAUCAAGCAGCAGAAUUUCAUGGAGCGACCUCUUCCUCUUGAUGGGAAAGAACAAUUUGAUAUCAUCAGUCUCUCUUUGGUUCUCAACUUUGUCCCGGAUGCGGUUGGAAGAGGGAAAAUGCUUCUGAGGACUCUCCAAUUUCUCAAAGUUGCAUCAGCCUCGGAAGGGCUGGCCAGCUUCUUACCCAGUCUCUUCCUUGUCUUACCGGCCUCUUGUGUUACGAAUUCAAGAUACCUGGAUGAGGCGAAGCUGGAGAGCAUUAUGCGAAGCCUUGGUUAUGUGGAGGUCAAGAAAAAGCUAUCCAAUAAACUCGUCUAUUACUUGUGGCGAAAGGAUGCUCCCAAGCCGCAUCGGACGAUUCCGUUCAAAAAAGAGGAACUGCGGUCAGGAGGUUCGAGGAACAACUUCGCUAUUGUGCUGAAGUGA
Messenger RNA from Cadophora gregata, 870 nucleotides. RefSeq lists its product as uncharacterized. Lineage: Eukaryota; Fungi; Ascomycota; Leotiomycetes; Helotiales; Ploettnerulaceae. The transcript has a single exon. Gene Ontology annotation, cellular component: nucleolus. Bases 1 to 870 code for a protein of 289 amino acids. The record is from RefSeq and is a predicted model, not a curated record. Gene Ontology annotation, molecular function: rRNA (adenine) methyltransferase activity.